CGUCUCGGAACCGAUCCCCGGCGUAUUCCCGCCCCUCCCCCCGCACCUUCAGGUAUCCCGCACCAGCACUCAUGACCAGCACAGGAAUCCAGAUGCUUACGACCGUAAUUGUGCUCAUCAUUGCGGCGAGUGUGGUCGCUGGGGCUAUUACGCCCUCGUUGGAGGCGCAUCCGGCUCGAAUGACGAUUUCCCUUCCUUCCGCACCGGCUUCGGUUGCGUCGUGGGAACUGCGUGCGGCCCAGGUGUCGCGCAAGUCGGCAAGCGGCGCUUUUGCCGCAGCAGGCAGCUACGGCAUCGGGCUUGAGUCUCAAGAUCCGGACCUGGCGUGGCCGUAUCCUCCCGAGGACCCGUCGUAUCUUCGUAGAGUGCGGUUUGAGGUCAACGCGGCUAGCCAGUCGCUCUCUAUCUUCCUCACCGCCCUCGCCACUAACAUCUUUGUCUACUUUGACCUCGACGGCUCGGCCGCCACGGGCUUUGCUCACCACGGCAUGCCCAUCGGUGCCGAGCUCCGCAUCGAGUACAACCACGUUGAUGCAUCCGUCUCCAUCCAGACGCACAACACGGCAUACCAACUAUCAGUCAAUCAGCCGUUUGCCACUCAGUCCUCGGCGUGGUCCGAGACCGGGCAGACCGUCCCGCUUGCUGCCGCGCUGACAUCUGAUGGCAUUUAUUCGCUCAAUGCCACCAUUCCUCUCGCUGUCUUCCGCGACCAUGUUCCGGGCACGUCGCCGCUUGCGGGCCUUUCGCUGAGUGAGUACACCGCUCAGUUUGCCGCCCAUGCCUUUGCCUCGCUGGUUUUCGACACCGUGCCGACUGGCGGCUACGCCAUCGGCUCGCCGCUCUUCUUUGCUAUCGGCCCCCAGACAAUCGCCACCGCCGCCACCUCGGACGCUCAGGUUGUGGUCUCGGCCGCUGACCACGGCAUCGUUCCGGGCGUGGGCUACGAGCUCGUCCUCGUUGCUGUCAACAACGACGGCUCGCGUACGGUCUUUGACACCUCGGACAUCGUCGAACUCCCGCGGACCUUUGCCAGCCUCGACGUCACGCCGGCUUCGGUCUCGGCCUUUGACCUCGCCGUCAUCCUCCCGCCUGUCUUUCCAGCCACAGGCGGCCGCAUCGAGAUUGUCCGCUCUACCGUCGGCUUUCCGACCGCCCCGGGCGGCGCCGGUGCCAGCGAGUCGGUCGUGUAUAGCGCACCGCUUUCGAGCCACACACCCGGAGCCGCUGUCGCGCUCGUCGACAACGACGCUGCCCUUGCGCCCAUCACAUCGUACUACUUUGCUGCGUUUGUUGUGAGCGACACGGGUGGCUUCGAGCCGAGCAACUGGAUCUCGCGUGACCGAUCGAUCCUCUCGCACCUUCGCGGCCCGAUUCCGGGCCUCACCGCCACCUCAGACUACAUGGUCUUCUUUUCGGCGUGGUCGGCCGCAGAAGUGACCAAGGCCGAAAAGUACGACCUUGUCAUUUGCCACCCGGGUGGCGGCUCGGCGCUCAUCACCGCCGCCCAGGUCCGCGACAUCCGUGACGGGCCCGACGAUAUUCUCGGCAACGCCGACGACACCAUCGUCAUUGGCUACAUCUCUGUGGGCGAGGACUACGGUGAGCCCGGACCCGGCGGGGGACUCAAUGUUCCGCGUGAUGCCUCGCUCUCGCCCGCCCUCAACACCGGCACCGGCCCGCAAACGUACAACUACGCUACGGGCGAGGUCUCCUUUGCAAACGGCGGCUACCCAUCGUGGUACGUCGACAUGAUGGGCGUGUACUCGGACACAGGCGGCGCGUAUGUUGACACCGUGCCCGACGGCAAGCCUGACCAGAACACUGAGUGGGGCGGCCUGUACGUCAACCCGGGCGAUCCGCUCUGGUACGACUUUCUGACUACGGCAACUGCAGCUGAGCACGGAACUUCCGGCUUUAACUACAUCCUCAACGAGCUCGGCAUGGAUGGCCUCUUCCUUGACACCCUCGGCGUGUCGGCACCGUGGUCGUUCUGGCAGCCUCCGGCCAUGGUCUCGGACUACUACUGGGUUCGCGACGGCGGCCUUGAUCUUAUCGCUCACCUUGCGUACGACUACCCGGACGCCGUGCUCAUCGGUAACCGCCCGCUCCACUUUGCCUUUCCCGAGUUUGCCGGCUCUCGCUACGACGACUUUCGUUCCUACCUCAGCGGCGUCUACUGGGAGUCGUGGGCCGCCGACAUGAACUACUGGUGGGGCGAGGUCUCGGGCGAGGUCUUCAAUGACCAGCUUGUUGCUGCCCAGGACAACGCUGAUGGUCGCGGCUUCACCACCCUCGUCCUCGACUACUGGGCCGUUAUGUUUGCCGCCCGUGAGUCUGGUGAGUCGCAAGGUGCGCCAUGGUACGAGACGCCGCUCGAGUACCUGGCUGCCACCGAGUCGCACGACUUUCCAACACACAUCUCGCCGUCGCGCUCGCUGGCCGAAAUUGAUGAUGUCGUCUACAACAUCCACCAUCCCGACGUCUACGCCGGCAUGCCUGACCUCGUUGUCGUCUCUAUCUUGCCGACCUUCCGUCGGUCGGCCGACAACGCGGCGUGGACGCCGAUCCCCGACGUGGUCGAGGUCGAAGUGACCGUUGCCAACCGCGGUGCGCCACCACCGCCGGCUGCGCCACUCACCGCCCGCAUCACCGUCGUCCACAACGGCGAGACCAUCGCCACCCCUCAGAUUGAGCUCACCGACGGCGCGUAUGCUCCCGGCUCGCUCGCCACCAUCUCGGUCAACGUCUACCUCAACACGACUGGUGUCGUCAUCGGCAACCACCUGUACGUGACGGCCGAGGUAGUUGGUCAGGCGGCCGAGCACGACACGUCGAACAACGACGAUGAUGUCCUCCUCGAGUCGUACUUUUAUACCGCGCCAUCGCAUGUGUACAAGCACGACCCGGCCCCGGACCUGGUUGUUACCAACAUGACCCUCCGCCCUCCUGCCCCGCGUGCCGGUGAGGCCUUUGACGUUGUUGUCACCAUGCAGAACAUCGGCGUCGGCAUCUCGCAAAGUUCCCGUGCCUACAUGUGGUCGUCGUCGGUCCAGGCCCAGAACGGAAACGUGUACACGCCGUGGCUCCUCCCUGGCGCCACCGCCACCAUCGACAUCCCCCACGAGCCCAUCAACAAGCCUGGCGCCGGCUACGCCGUCGCGGUCACGCUCGACGCUGUACUCGCCGUGCCGAGGCAGACGAAGGCAACAACGAAGCCUCCAUGACGUUCUCGGUCCGCCCGCCGAUUGCCCCGCUGCCGUACACCUACCCGGCCACUGCCACCGCGCUUUCCUUUGGCUCGACAGACUCGCUGCCGGCCAUCAAGCUCAAGGCAGGCGCCACCGACCUCCUUGCGGUCUCCGCUGUCAUGGACGGUGCCCGCACCAAGGUGACCGUCAUGGUCUCGGCCGCAGAGCCGUCGCUCCUCGACAACUCCCAGCUUGCCAUAUUCUUCAACACCGACGACUCACUGGCCUCUGGCUACCUUCGCGGCUUUGACGUCCUUGUUCUGGACGGCGUUCCGUCGAUCCAUGACGCAGCUGCCGGAACUGGCUGGGGCUGGCUUCCGCAUCCGCAGUACAACGCCGAGACCUCGGCCGUCACGCUCGCGCAUCAGGACCGGCUCGCCCGCGUCACCUAUCUUGACAUUGAUGUCAACUUGCUGUACUCGGCCCGACCGGACGCGCUCCGCAUCUUUGUGUCGGCCACUCCGCGCGACAACUCAGGUCCGGGCGACGUCGAUGCCAUCCCGCACGGUGUGAGCUUUGCCGAGGACGGCCUUGUCUUGGCCACCGGCGUGCCAGCCGCAUCGACUUUCCCUCUCCUCACCGCAGUUCACCGGGCAGCGAGCUCGGCGUCGGGAACGCUGUACUCGUUUAGUUCAUCGUCCGGUGCCUACUACCGCCUCGACGUGCUCUCGCUCGCAGACACUACCAUCACGGUUGUCGACGACUUUGCUAUGGUUCUUGCGACGCCUGGUAAUCCGCCAGAGCCAAAGCUCGCAGUGUUUGGUGGUGAUCCGUACGCGUACGUCGGGUCGAGCUCGGGCACGAUUGCUUCGCCACUCGGCAUCCGGGCCGCGCUUGGUCUUGCCUCGUCGGACGACACUCUUCUGUGGUCGCCGCUUCCGCAAACGUCGCUUUCGAUCAUUGUUACGCCGUCGGCUGGCAUUGUUGAGGCCUCAAUUAGCGAGGCCGCGCUCACCGCUGCUGGCCUUCCUGCUGUGCCGAGCGUGACCACACCGGUGCUCGUCCGGAUUGUGGCAGCGAGCAAUGCCGUCAACACGUACUCGACCGCUGGCUGGCUGCCUGAGACCGGCGUGGCGCUUCCGCGGCUCGAGUGGCUCCCCCUGCCUCAUUGCUCGGACGGCAUGUACUCAUCGCAGGAGGAGGGUGUCGAUUGCGGGAGCGCAUGCGGACGGAGCUGCCCGCCGGCGCACUGCUCAAACGGCAUCAUCGAUCCGGCCGAAGACGGCAUCGACUGCGGCUCGGUGUGCGGGUGGCAGUGUGUGCCGAGCCUGACGCCAACCUCGUUGGCCGGCAUCAACAACGGCGUUCGCGUUGUCGACGCGCUCAACGACGCGACGUCGGCCAACCCCAGCCUUCCUGACUACGCCGAUGUGGUCGGCCUCGAGCUUAGUCACUCGCUCUCGCACGUCCACGUCCGGCUCGAACUGGCCGGAUCGGCAACGCCGCUCACGGCUCCGGCUGCCAACAACAUGGAGCUCAUCGUGUUUCUGGGCGUCAAGGGCCUGCCAUCGGGCUACUCGCUGGUAGGCGGGACCGGGUUCCGCGCCCAGUUUAUGGUGUUUAACGAUGUGUUCUUUGCCUACGACGAUGCUGCCGGCGGCGCAGAUGGCCUCGGUUGGUCGUGGGUGCAGAUUUCGCCGCGGCAUCCGACCUCGGGCAGACUCAUCGACAUCUCAGCCGGUCCUGCUGGCCUGGAGAUCACGAUUGUGCGGAGCUUGCUUACCACGCCGCGGCACACGAUCAUGCCAGGAGCAGCAUCUGCAGCUGCCGAUGCAGGGCUGGCUCAGGAUCAGGGUCCGGACGCGACGUACAUGGCGUACGCUACCGUGACAUACAUUCCGCCCGAAGGUGGCGAACGGCGGACGGACGUUGUGCCGGAGAGCGGCGAGCAUGUUGAGAUGGCAACGACAUGGGCGCCUGCGCCCAGGGCACCGAUUAUCAUUGACGGCAGUGGCGGCGAUUGGGAUGCGCUCGGUGCAUCUUAUGGCCGCAUCGACACCAUCGAUGGUGCUAACGACGCGCGCUCGGCUGACGGCUUUACCAACGUCGUCACCGGGGCGCAGAACGAUGCCGCCGUGGUCUCGACUGCGUUUGACGAUGCCACCAUGUACGCACGGCUGCAGACGCACGCGCCGACGGCUACGCCGCCGGACGCAGGCACUUCGACGGUGCUCUUCUUUGCGCCUGCAGAUGAGACGCUCGCAAGCGCCGGCUACCGCGUCGCACCGGGCAUUGUCGCAGUGGCCAUGAUCCUCGACGGGCAGGGCUACGUUUACUCGGGUACGACCGUGGGAAGCGGAUGGACUUGGAGCGCUCUCGAGGCUGACGCGUUCUCAGCGGUGUCGAGCGGCAAUACCGCCGAGGCCGCGAUUUCCAAGUCGGCGUGGGCCGCCGGCUUUGGUCUCGAUAGAGACAGCCACAUGAUGGCUGUGGCCACGGUGACCAACACGCGCGGGACGCCCGGCGACCUCUCCGACGACCUCUACGACGACGUGCCGGACUAUGGAACGUACGUUUAUGUGCCGCCGAGCCCGCCAAGCCCACCGAGCCCACCGAGCCCGCCGCCGCCGCCGCCAGCGCUCGGAAGUCUGCUGGCAGACGGUGACGACUCAGAAUGGAGCUCCUACAGUGGCGCGUCAGUCAAUCGAGUCGACAUCACCGACGGGCCCAACGACGCGACGCUGUCAGCGAACCGGGUCCCGCGAGUGACCGGCGCCGCCAACGAUAUCGCGACGCUCGCGCACGUCGAGGACGUCGCGCGAGUGGCGGCUCUCUUCAAGACCUACGCACAAGACAACGCUGAGCCCGACUCGUGGGUGGAGACAGCGGUGUUCUUUGGACCGGCCAACGCGUCGGACACGCUCAUUGGGUAUGAGGCUCAUCCAGACGUGUACGCUGUCGGCAUGAUCCUCAACGGCAUCGGCUACCGCUACACCGGGAACACCAAGUCGGGUGUGUGGUCGUGGUCGGCGCUCGCGUCGACACGGUUCGGCUAUGGCCGGUCUGGCAACACCACUGAGGCGUGGAUGUCACGGCUGGCGUGGGCGGGUGCCGAGUACGGUGUGCCUGCUGACGCCCUGAUGGCUGCAGUGGUCCAGCUGACAAACACGCAGAACACGCCGUUUGACAGUACAGACGACGUGGUUGACACGGCGCCCGACACUGGGCCGUUUGACGUCGGCGCACCGCCGCCGCCGCCGUCGCCGCCGUCGCUGCUUCCUGUUGUCAUCGACGGCGACGGCUCCGAGUGGGUCUCGCCAUCGUCACUCGACGAACCGCAGUGGGGUCGCGUCGAUGUCACCGACGGCUCGAACGACGGGUUGCUGGUGUCGGAUACGUCGCCUUUUGCGCAUCCCAUUGCGCCGCAGAACGACUACGCGGUCCUCACCUACGUGUCGGAUGCGGCGUACGUGGCGGCGCGUGCGGGUACAUAUGCCGGGGCAAGCGAGGCGCCUGACGCCGACACAACGACGACGUUCUACUUUGCGUCGCCCGACGCAACACGCGGGUAUCCUGUUCCGGGCGGGUAUGCUGUGGCGAUGAUUGUCAAUGGCUUUGGCUUUGCCUAUGAUGGGCCGGACCGGUCCGGCACUUGGGCCUGGCGGCAGCUGCCCGAGUGGUCGAGCGACUUUGCUCGGUCGGGCAAUGUGACCGAGGUACGAAUGGAGCGGUCAGUGUGGGCCGGCGCGGGCCGCGACUAUGGUCUCGACUUUAACGACGGUAUGUACGUGUACUCGGUGAUCGCCAAGACCCAGGGCACGUCGGACGUCAACGACGACGUCAUCGACCACAUUCCAGACUCGGGUCCGUUUGCAAUCCGCGCGCCGCCGCCGCCGUUUUCGGCGUCGCCGCCGCCGCCCCCGCCAGGCCUGCCGAGAGCCGGUGGCAUCGUGGUUGUGGACGGCGACUUGUCCGAGUGGCCUGGCCUUGGGGCUGAUUAUGGCCACCGGGUCAUCAACGACGGGCCGGACGACGCGCUGACAUCUUCUGAUCCUUCGCCGUAUCCACGGUACACCGGCCCGCGCGAUGAUUUUGUCCGGCUUGAAACAGCGCAUGACGAAGCGUCUGUGGUGGCGAUGACGAGGACGUACUCGCCGAGUGAGACGUACUCGGGUGGGGCUCAGCACGCGACGUUCUUUCUCCCGUCCAACGCGAGCGCUGGCGACGCGGGGUACACAGUGGCGCCAGACCAUCAUGCAGUGGCGAUGAUUCUCAACGGCAUCGGCUACGUCUACGCUGGGUCGUCCAAGUCUGCCGCGUGGUCGUGGACGCAGCUGCCGGCUGACUACUACGAGUCGGUUACGGUGAACGGACAGACCGAGGUGCGGAUGUACCGCGAUGCAUGGACGGCACCGCGACUGGGACUUGCGCCUGGAAUCAACAUGUCUGUGGUGGCAACGUUGACCAACACAGCUGGAACGCCGUUUGACUUUAGCGACGAUCUGGUCGACUAUGUGCCGGACGUCAUCGGGUUUGCGUACCCGCCACCGCCGCCGGCGCCGCCUGGUGUGUUUGCGGACGGCCAGCUUGACGAGUGGUUCACGCUCGGGCUUUGGGCCGAGCAACCAACGUUAGCGACGGGCGCAACGACGGACGGACGUGGAAUGCGCAGGCCGGCUCUGUGCGGGCCAUGGAGGCGCGCAACGACUUUUCGACCAUGGGCUAUGUCGACGUCAACGACAUGCUCGCGGCGUACACGAUGACGUACGGCGAAGAGGACGAAUCGCCGGAGCCGGGAGUGUACGAGACCGUGUACUUUGUGCCGGAGGACUCGACCACGAUCACUCGCGGCUUUGCCGUGGCACCAGGCACAUACGCUGCGGCGAUGAUCCAGGGCGGCGUCGGGUACAAGUACGCCGGCUCGGUGCGGUCGUCCGAGUGGGCAUGGGAGCCGAUCAAUGGGGCUGACUUUGGCUACGGCCGGUCGGGCAACACAGUGGAGGCUAUCAUGAGGCGGAGUGUGUGGAGCGACGGCACGUACGGCCUGACGACUGAUACGCCGAUGACGGUGGUGGCGACGAUGCUUUCCGACGGCGGGACGCUCGGCUACCCGUAUGAUGAUGUCAUCGACUACGUGCCGGACGUUUGGGACGGCGUGCCUGCGCCGCCGCCAAGUUCGACGCCGCCGCCACCUCCAGGCACGGGAGUGUGGUUUGGGCCGGGCGAGCCGACGUGGAACGUGCCUGUUACUGUCGACGGACAUGCCGGUGAGUGGGGCGGUGUGGGACCGCAGUUCAAGCUCACGCGGUACUACGACGGAUCGAACGAUGGGCUCUCCAAAGAGGAUCCUUAUCCGAUUCAGCGGGAGCUCGAGCCUGCGCACGAUGUGGCGUCGGUGACGUAUGCGCAAGACAACUCGUCAGUGGCAGUGUACAUGAUGCGGUAUGGCAACGGAUCAAUCGGAGCCAACAUUGAGGAGACCGUCUUCUUUGUCCACCCCAACGCGACCGUUGGGUACGAACUGGCGGACGGCCGGUAUGCCCAAGCCAUGAUCUAUCGUGGCAUCGGCUACGUCUACACUGGAUCUGGGCUCUCGAACACUUGGUCGUGGUCGCGGCUGCCGAGCUCGUACUACACUUCACACACCGGUGGCCCCAUCUCAGAGUACCGAGUCUCCAAGCUUGCGUGGUCCAAUCCCGAGUUUGGCGUCGAUCCAGAGUGGGAGACCCAGGUUGUGGCGACGCUGACUGACACGCGAGGCACGCCCGACAACACCACCGACGACAUUGUCGACGCUGGUCCCGAUCUUGUGGCCUGGGGGCCGGGGCAGGUCCCUGCUCCGCCGCCACCUAUGGGUAUGCCUUCAAGCCCACCGCCGCCGCCGCCAAGUCCUCCGCCGCCG
Messenger RNA from Thecamonas trahens ATCC 50062, 9090 nucleotides. RefSeq lists its product as uncharacterized. The transcript has a single exon. Bases 3221 to 7951 code for a protein of 1576 amino acids. The record is from RefSeq and is a predicted model, not a curated record. Gene Ontology annotation, molecular function: microtubule binding. Lineage: Eukaryota; Apusomonadida; Apusomonadidae. Gene Ontology annotation, cellular component: nucleus; endoplasmic reticulum membrane; cytoplasm.